This is a messenger RNA of Glycine soja, 981 nucleotides long. RefSeq lists its product as uncharacterized. The transcript is spliced from 2 exons. Gene Ontology annotation, biological process: DNA transposition. NCBI's taxonomy places the organism in Eukaryota, Viridiplantae, Streptophyta, Magnoliopsida, Fabales, Fabaceae. The coding region runs from base 1 to 981 and encodes 326 amino acids. The record is from RefSeq and is a predicted model, not a curated record. Gene Ontology annotation, molecular function: transposase activity; DNA binding.
AUGGAGUUUGGUACUCUAGAUGAAUUUAAAUCUGCCUUGAGGGAGUAUAGCAUAUUGAUGGGCAGGGAGUUCAAGUGGAAGAAGAAUGAUAAACAGAGGGCUAGAGCAAAAUGCAAGAAGGCAUUUUGUGAUUGGGAAAUCUACUGUGCAAAGAAUGAAGUUAGAAACUCUUUUCAGAUAAAGACAUUUAAGCAUAACCAUAAUUGCUGUAGAGAAGUGAACAACAAACAAGCAAAUAGACAGUGGGUGGCCAGUAAACUUGAGGGCAAACUCAGAAUGCAGCCAACCCUUAAAUGUGUUGAAGCUUUGGAAUAUUUCAAGCAAGAGUUUGGAGUGCACACUGAAGUUACAAAGAUGUGGAGAGCCAUGAAAGAAGUAAAGCAACUAGUGGAAGGGAAUGAGAGGAAACAAUAUGCCAAAGUAUUUGAUUAUGCACAUGAAUUAUUGAGGAGCAAUCCUGGAUCAACAGUUAAGAUCAACACAAUGCCAAGUCCAGAAGGUCCACCACAAUUUCAGAGGCUAUAUAUUUGUCUUGUUGGCUGUAAGAAGGGGUUUGUUGCUGGAUGUAGACCAUUCAUAGGUCUAGAUGGAUGUUUCCUAAAGAGUGCAUUUGGAGGAAACUUGCUCUCUGCUGUUGGGCUUGAUGGCAAUAACAACAUCUUUGUUAUUGCUUAUGCUGUUGUGGACAUUGAGAACAAAGACAAUUGGAAAUGGUUUUUAACUUUGUUGCAUGAAGAUCUUGGGGAUUACAUACAAAAUUGGUGGAAUUUCAUGUCAGACAUGCAAAAGGGACUUAUUCCAGCUUUACAGGAAGUCAUGCCUGGUGCACCUCAUAGAUUCUGUGUCUUGCAUCUUUGGAAAAAUUUUACAAAGCAAUGGAAAAGCAAGGAACUUAAAGGAAUUGUGUGGCAAUGUGCAAAAUCCACUACUGUUGCUGAGUUUGAAGGCCAUAUGGCCCAUUUGAAGACAAUCAACUGCUAG